UUGGGGGGGCUGGGACUCGUGGAGCCCACGGGCCCUGUCCGGGGGUGAGGGGCGGGCUGUGCAGGGCCCCAGGGACACCCCGCACCGACCUGCCCCCCCGGACCCGAGCGAGUGGCUGCGGAGCUGGGCCCCGUGCGCCGCGCCCUGAACUGUCCUGGGAUUAGGACGGGGGCGGUGGGCUCUUCCCUUCGUUUGCAGCCCGGGGACCAGUUAUUCCGCGAGCCGCGGCAGGAGGGAAGUCGGCGGCGGGGCGGGGGCAGUAGCAGGUCCUGGAGCACUUUGCCCCAUGACGCCCACAUUGCAGGUGGGGAGGCUAAUUUGGGGUCAGCCGGCUGGCAAGGCCCGGCGGGGUAGAGUGGGCAGGCCCCUGAGCCGUGGUUCAGUGCUCGGGCCACCCACCCUGAACACAGGCCACUACUGUAUGGAUAUCUGUAUGGAUAUCUACAUUUACCUAUAUUUUAUAGGAUUAUGUAAGUGUUUGUUAACAAGUGAGAGCUGCAUUUGUUUCCAUCCUCCUCUGACUAAAGGCCCUGGGACUUGCGAAGGAAAGGGAGCCCAGACAGCCUGGCUUGGUCCACUUCUAGACGAUUCAACAUAGUCUGGGAGAGUGCUCAGUGCUAUUGUGUUUGCAUGUUUUCCAGGAGUACCUUGAGCCAUGGGGCUGAUAGCUGCCCCCUGCUGUCCCCUUUCUUACCGUGCCUCUGGGGGCAGGAACAUUAGCUGCGAAGAGCCUUUUUUUGUUUUUUGCCUUUCUUUAGGUCUCUGGGCCCUGGAGCAGGACCAUGUGCCUCCUCUGGAGGAAGGGGAAAAGCUGCCAGUUCCUAUUACCAUCUUGGCUCUGCGUUCCACUAUGCUGUUACAACUCUGAUGGAUAGAGAAAGCUGCAGCAUGAGGAGGCGGAUCUCCAGAUCCACAGAGGCUCCAAAGUGACCUGUGCCUAAAACCAGCUGGGAAGAUUGAGGCUGCAGCACUUUGGGGGCAUGGCCAGGCUAGUCCCUUCCCUGUGACACUGUCUGUUUGGUGGUCUGCGGCCAGCUGCUCUCAUGGGGGAGAAGACUAACACGUGCCCAUACUGUGGGAAGGGUUUCCGGCGCAGCUCCCACCUGGCACGGCACCUGGGCACCCACUCGGGGGGCAGUGAACAGCGCCUCCACGCCUGCCCCCAGUGUGGCCGGAUCUUCACACAGAGCUCAUCGCUGGCUCGUCACCAGCAGCAAGCCCAUGCUCGUGAGCGCCCCUACUCCUGCACCCGCUGUGGCAAAGCUUUUGGGCGCAGUGCCCACCUGGCGAGGCACCAGGAGACCCACUCAGGGGAGCGUCCCUACCGCUGCUCCUACUGUGGCAAGACCUUUGGGCGCAACGCCCACCUCACCCGACACCACAGCACCCACACCGGGGAGCGCCCCUACCAGUGUGGGCUCUGUGGCAAGGCCUUCACCCGCGGCUCACACCUUACCCGGCACCAGCUCACCCACACUGGAGAGCGCCCCUAUGAGUGCACCCGCUGCGGCAAGGGCUUCACCCGCAAUGCCCACCUGGCGCGGCACCAGGGCACCCACACUGGUGAGAAGCCCUUCCACUGCGCUGACUGCGGCAAGAGCUUUACCCGUGACACCCACUUGGCACGACACCGGGCCACCCACUCUGGGGAGCGCCCCUACAAGUGCGCCAACUGCGGCAAGGGCUUCAGCGCCACAUCCCACCUCAUCCGGCACCAGAGGACACACCGGGCUUAAUGGCCCCACUUCGAUACCAAGGGCCCUGGAUGUCCUCACCCCCCUAUAGAUGCCAAGAGGGUGCUAGUUCCCACACUGCUGCCUACCAGAGAGCUCUCCCUUGUGAGAUCCAAAUGGUGCUGAUUUCCAUGCUGGCACCCACAAAACAGCUUCUCGCAGGCAGGGCAGAAGACGUGGAUCCUGCCCUGCUGCAAUGACUGGUUUGUCUGGGUGUUAACUGUGGGCUUCCCAGUCAUGGGAGUCUAAGUGUGCUCUGGGUACACCAGGGAUGACAUUGCCAAGGUCAGUGUGUUUUAUCAAGGGAAAGAAAUUCAUUUCUCUCCAUACCGUGGGGUAGGUCUGCACUUCAGUCUCUGCUGGGUCUGCAGUGUAGUGUAGAUGCUCAAGUUAGCUUUAAGUCAGCCAUCUUGGGUAUCAGUAGCAGAGUAGCACAGCCACAUGGAGCUGAGCAAAGGCUGUAUAACUUGCCCAAGAAGCUGAAGAAUUGCUUGGCCAGUCAGCCCCCACCAAACUGUGCUGCCACAACCAGACUGCUACUGGUACCUAAACUGGCUGGGUGAAAGCUAGCUCAGGAAUGCCACCUAAGUGGUUGUCAAGCCUGGGACUUCAUUGUAGACAGACCCUAACUGUACAGUGCUUGCUUGACCAGAGCAGAACAGCUGGCUGGGCUGUGUAUGUGUGUGCAUGCAUACAGACUUUCACUGCCGGGACCUGUCUUGCAAAGAGGGCAGAAUCCAGCUUUCCAUUCCCAAGGCCUUGGCUAUACAGAGAUAUUGACUGGACUAGCUAUCCAGGUGAACACGCUAUUCCAGAAUAAAAGGAUUUUAUUCCAAAAUAAUUCCACUCCAUUCACAAAUCAGAGGAGUUAUUCUGGAGUAUUUAAAAUUAUUCUGGAAUAAUUGUGCCAGUCAGUUUCCCCUUAUAGAGACUGUUGAGUCUGUACAUAAAAUGUAUGCGUGCAUACACGUGUGAGUACAUGCAUACGUAUGGGAAUAUGUGUGUUCACACACAAUAUGAGUUUGGCAGAGGUGGUGCUUUCCUUGCCACUAUCCAGCAAAUUUACAGUGUUGCCAACUCUUCUGAUUCUGUAGGGCAUUUCCGCAUAGUUGGUGAUGCCACAAAUUCCUGGAGUCAUGGAAUAAUGUGAGAAUCUCAGCUUCCUUUCUUUUUUUUUAAGGAAGUUUCUAACAUCUGUGAUAAUGGAGGAAAACUUGAAAAUGUGAGCCUGGAUGGCUCAGAGACCAGACCCCCUCUCGGGGAACCCAGAUGUAUUAUAUUUUUUUAAUCUCUUUUUAAGCUAAUCUACUGGUUGAGUGGGGUACACACACUUCUUGAAAGCUGGAGAUGACAGAACUGAAAUGGAGACUCUUCCAGCAGGACCCAGUGGAUGUCCCUGGGGAUGCUGAAUACUCCUGGAGGGACCUCUGAGUCCCUGUCAUCUGCUCCUUCCUGGAGCAGGUUCUUCCCUGAGGACACAGAAGCCUGUUGCUAAGAGCCCAAGUUCACUGUUGCCAAACUUUGUGAGUAUAAUCAUGACUCUCAUGACAUUUGAUGGCCUUUACCUUUCAGAUGAUCCCAUGAUUCCUGACUUCAGACUCAAAUGCUGCCUAUUCAUAGUGAGUGCUCUCUCCCAUUAAUUUCAGUGGAGACAAAGCCAGGUUGCCUCAGGGAAGAUAUGGGCCCACCUCUUGCUCAGUAGUUAGGGCUGGGAAGGCAUGGGUCUGAAGGGAGCUGAGGCUGUGUAGGGAGAUGUGUGGGUGCAGUGGUCUAAGAGGGAGAUAGGGAGGGCAGAAGUCUAGGGGGAGGUGAGGGCAUUCGUGGCAGUUUGGGGCUGCAAGAGCUGGGUGUGAGAAUUUAGGGGGUUGUGGGAAGCUGUGGGUAUGCAGGGAGAUAUAAGGGUGCUAAGGGGAUGUGGGAAGCUCUGGCUGUGCUGAGCAAUGGAGAGUGCACAGGAAGACAUAUGAAAGUUUAGAGAUACUGGAGGGAUAGUUGGGGAACAAGAUAGGCUGUCAGAGCUGAAGGAUGAAGAGUGGGGUGCUGCAAGGGACAAGUGUGACAAUCCAAGCCGAGGCUGGAGAGAGAUGCUGGGAGGUCCUGGGUGUUGCAGGCUGGGAGAGCUCAAUGAGGUCCAUGUGCUUGGAAUCUGAGCACAAAACGCUUCCCACAUGCUUCAGAGACAAACAGCUUCCCUUUUCAGGGCUCAGCAACUGGACAGCAGAUAGGUUCUUCCCUUCCCUUAGCUCCUGAUUUCUGGAUCAGUUUUGUUCAUAAUCUGGAAUUGGUGGCAAAGCCUGUCUUGCACCAGCCUUGUUGACAGCUAGCUUCAGGCAAGGAAGGUGGCUUGGUGCUGCUCCCCUCUCUGGGCUUACGAGCACUGCUGGCUUCAGUGCAGGCUUCAGGAGGGGAGCAGUGAGGAGAGGCACACAUCCUAGUACAGCAACGUCAUGGAGAUACUGGGCUGCAAAAGCAGAACCACCAUGUUUUCUUGGUUCUUCUCUCAGGUCUGAAAUUUACUCUCCCAUCUCCCCCAACCUCAAGAAAUAUGGCCCUGGCCCUGCAAAGAGCUUGGGGUGUUCUACAUCUCAAUAGAUAAGGCUUUUCCCAGACACUGCUGGGCUGCAGAAGGAAGCAGCCAUGUUUAAAGGCUUCCUAGCAGAUGGCAGAUGAUGUGCUAGCCCUCAAAGCUGCAUCACUUUGGGUAGCAGAUGCCUCCUGUCCAGUCUGGGCCAUGCCUGGGUCUGAGUGGUCACUGCCAGCCCCACUCUUCUAACCUGUCACAAAUCAACAGAGGCUGCAAGCUCAGAGUGAGAGAGGGUGGAGAAGAAUCAUGAAGGACUGCUUGUUUCAUGUGCUCUGCUGAAGGAAGGGCUGUCAUCACUAUCAGGGGAGCCCUGUAAACAGUUGGCACUGGCUCCAGUGGAAGUCUCUUAAGGGAGUCCCAUCAUGUGUGACUUGAGUAACCCCACCCCAACGAAUGCAAGGAGCACUGGGCAACUGGGGGAGCCAGAGGAGACAACCUGCUCAGUUGCAGUGGGAAUCUGAUCCUUGGCUGAGAGUGGCCAUGGCAAUGUAAAGUCAUGGCCAGGAACUGAAUGGAGUUGUCAGCACCAUCCCUACUUCACCAUCAGCACUGAAACGCCCCUCCAAUCUGGACAGCAGAGCCUGGCCUGGGAAAGUCAGUCCUGAGGACAGGGAGAGCUCUCUCUGUGCCCUGCCACAAAGGAUGUGUGUGUGGAAGCAGAGUCCAGCCCAACAUCAAAGGAAGGAGAUCAGUUGUAGUCACCCUGGUAUGCUUACCACUGGGAACAGGAGUGGCCAGCUCUCAUUGUUUGUGAGCUACGGAGGUGGAAGAAUAGGCCAUGAGACUUGCAUCUGGAACACCUGAGUAGAGGGAGAUCUGGGACUGUCAGUGGGGAUUGCUGCUCUAGGGAAUCCAGGGUGGGGGGAGACUGGGCUUCAGGCAGGGAAGAUAGUGGCAUGCUAUUAACUGGAAGCAGGAACUGGGGCCAGUGGUGAUUGUGGCUGGGAGCUGCUAGAGAUCAUGGUCCUGAGGAAUGAUAACCAUGGGCUGCCUUUUGCCACAGCUGUCAUGGACCCAACUUUCCAGGAACCCCUCUGCUCCCAUACCAAUAUGGUGCUGGCUCCAGAUAAGUCUAGUUUGCCCCUCACCUCUCUGCUCCUCAUUCCAGCUGUCUCUUGCAUGCCAAGUCACAGACUGUGUGGGAAUUUGGUAACAAUCUUCAAAUACCUGAAGGCUGGUUAUAUGGAGGAUGGAGAUAGACUAUUCUCUAUGACUACAGGGGACAGCACAAGGAUUAAUGAUAUUAAGUUGCAACAAAGAAAAUUUAGGUUUGAUAUUAAAAGUAACUUUCUCACUAUGAGGUGGUUCAGCACUGGAAUAAGGUAUCCUGAGCGGUUGUAGAGUCUCCAUCCUUGGAAGUUUUUAAGAGUGGGUUAAACAAAAACUUUUAUAAGAGGGUUUAAAUGGGUAUGUUCCUGCCUUGAGCGUGGAGCUGGACUAGAUGACUUCCUGAGGUCCCUUCCAGACCUACUUUUCUAUGAUAUAUUCUUCCUUCCUCAACAGCAAAGGAGCUUGUUCAGCCAUGCAGGCCUUCUCCAAGCCUGGUUGCAAGAGCAGCACCAUAUAAUAUUUAUGAGUCUAUGCCAGAGGCUUCCCACAGCAUCUGUGGGUUUCAUAGAAUCACAGGUGGAAGGUACCUCAAGUCAGUCAGUUUGUCACCUGUUGCUGACAUAGAGAUAUUAACUAGCAUAACUAUUCUGUAAUAGCUAUUUCAGAGCAACUGUUUGGACACAGUUCCAGAAUAAAUGGGAUUUUGUUCCAGAAUAAAAUCUUUGUUUCUGAACAGUGUCCACAUGAGAGUUAUUCUAGAACAGUGGUCACCAACUAGUUGAUCUCAAUCGACUGGUUGAUCAUGGAGAUUCUGACAGUCGAUCUCAGUCGGUCAGAGGCUCCACAAUCAGGAGUGGCAGGACGCGUGUGGCUGGGCUGAGCCAUGCCCCCUGCUGCCCAGGCUGGGCUGGGUGAGUGGGGUCAGAGCCUGGGCAGCUUGUCUGCGGGGCGGGGUGGGGGCAGGGCAGGAGCAGUAGAUCCUGGGGUGCCCUUUACUAACAAAAAGUGAUCUUCACCAUAAAAAGGUUGGAGACCACUGUUCUAGAACGGGCUGAACUGUACCAGAACAGCGAUACUUUCCUCUAUAGAGACAAGACUACCCAUAUACUGUGGUGAUUCCAAUGAAUUUCCAAGGGCUUGGGUUAGCUCUAGAAAGGAUCCCCUCUGGAUUCCAGAUACCUACCUCUACAGCUGUCUUUUCAUGCUUUAUUUCUAUCAUCUGAGAGUAGCAGGGAUGGUAGAACUACUUCCCUACAGAACUGCACAGCAGAGGUGUAAAUCACUUAAUUCUGAAGGAGCCAACAGUGAUUGCCUUUCAAGACGGCUUGUUUUUGUUUAAGGUGACAGAGCCGAGAUGAUAUUCUUUUUAUGUCCAACAGAGUGGAAAGGCUAAGACCUUUAUUGUCUGAGUUGUUACCACAUUUGUAUUUCAUAGGUCAUAUUUUCACUGGGCCUGGAGCUGGUUAAAUGGGCUCAUUCUAUGAAUGACUGGAAUGUAGCAACCUCUUGGGUUUCUCAAAACAUCCUUACCAACCUCUGCUCUGUAAUUUUAGUCCCUUUCAAAUAGCUACAGCCCCCUCUGCCCCAAGUUUGACAUUGUGUUUUUGAUGUCCUACUCGUUCUUUUUUUCUUCUCUACUGGGGAGGGGAGGGGGCUUCCAGAAAGAUUAAUCCCUCUGGGUUCUGAUCAUGAAGAAGUGAGUUUGAGCCUUGUUGCAAACUCAUGCUGAUCCUCCCUGCUAGUUAACUCAGUUGUGAAUGGACACCUGGUUAUUCAGGCAUAGAAGUCACAGGCAGUCAGAUAUGAAACUAAUGACAUCAUUCCCCUGUGUGCUAUUGACUACAGAAUCUUGCCUGCCUUAAUCUUGGUAUCCUGAUGAGAUACUCAGACUCUCAUGAACUUCUGACUGUCUUUUCCUAUUGUGCUAACAGUGUGUCUCAAUUGAGAAUAAAUCUUCUUUAUCCAA
Alligator mississippiensis (American alligator) is the source of this 7333-nucleotide messenger RNA. Its product is annotated as zinc finger protein 436. Bases 1044 to 1736 code for a protein of 230 amino acids. Gene Ontology annotation, biological process: regulation of DNA-templated transcription. NCBI's taxonomy places the organism in Eukaryota, Metazoa, Chordata, Crocodylia, Alligatoridae. Gene Ontology annotation, molecular function: DNA-binding transcription factor activity, RNA polymerase II-specific; RNA polymerase II cis-regulatory region sequence-specific DNA binding. The record is from RefSeq and is a predicted model, not a curated record. The transcript is spliced from 3 exons.